Messenger RNA from Lindgomyces ingoldianus, 2284 nucleotides. RefSeq names its product P-loop containing nucleoside triphosphate hydrolase protein. The transcript is spliced from 2 exons. NCBI's taxonomy places the organism in Eukaryota, Fungi, Ascomycota, Dothideomycetes, Pleosporales, Lindgomycetaceae. Bases 60 to 2069 code for a protein of 669 amino acids. Gene Ontology annotation, molecular function: GTPase activity; GTP binding. The record is from RefSeq and is a predicted model, not a curated record. Gene Ontology annotation, biological process: ribosomal subunit export from nucleus. Gene Ontology annotation, cellular component: cytosol.
CGCACUCUCCCUCAAACUCAGCACAAAAAUCUCCAGAUACCCUAAAAAAUCCCUCCAAAAUGGUGCUGGCGAAAUCGAAGAAGAGUGUCGGACUGGGCAACAGCCUGAUGAACGACAGGUUUGGGAAAGGUAAGGGUGCGGAUAUGCGGCGGGGCAACUUCCAAGGAGAGGGCAUUAAGAGAACUGGUAUGAAUGGAGAAACUUACGUCACAAAUGCAAAGAAAGAGGCAUCGUGGGUGAAAAUGCGCUCCGUCACCGAACAAGCCGCCCUGGACGAAUUUCUCUCGACGGCCGAACUUGCCGGAACAGACUUCACCGCGGAGAAGAUCAAUAACGUCAAAAUCAUCCACAAAGACCAGAAGAACCCAUACUUGCUGUCAGCGGCAGAGGAACGCGCGACCGUGCGAAAACACCGAGAGAACAAGCAGAGAUUGACUGUGCCACGGCGCCCUGCAUGGGAUGAGAAAACGACACCUCAGCAACUCGAUACGCUGGAAAGGGAGUCACUAUUGCAAUGGAGGAGGGGAUUGGCUGAAUUGCAAGAGAACAAUGACCUGCUCAUGACUCCAUUUGAGCGCAAUCUUGAGGUAUGGAGGCAAUUGUGGCGAGUCAUCGAGCGGUCAGAUCUGGUUGUGCAGAUUGUGGACGCCAGGAACCCUCUGCUCUUCCGAUCCGAAGAUCUUGAAAAUUACGUCAAGGAGGUGGAUCCUAAGAAAAACAACUUGCUGCUCGUGAAUAAGGCGGAUAUGAUGACUUUGGAGCAGAGGCAGGCUUGGGCAGAUUAUUUCGUCCACGCCGGCAUCAACUUCAGAUUCUUUUCGGCUGAGCUGGCGAAAGAGAUGAAUGAGGCUAGGAACCUUAAGGAAGGCGGUGAAUCUGAUUCAUCCGAUGGAUAUCUCGACGAUGAUGAGGUCGAAGAAGAAAUCGAUGCGGAUGGAGAUGAUUUGGCGAAGGAAGCCCAAAAGAUCGACAUUCAGGACCAAAGAGAGGAGGAUCAAUGGGCCGAUGAAGGAAAUGUGGGUGCCUCUGGCAAUGAUAUCCCAUUGACAGAGGAGGAAGAGCGGGUCCGCAUAUUGACCACAGACGAGCUCGAGGCCCUGUUCCUAGAACAUUCGCCUGAUAUCGACACUGGACCGGAUGGCGCCCCUCGAAAGACUCAAAUUGGACUUGUCGGUUAUCCAAACGUUGGAAAGUCAUCCACUAUCAACGCACUUAUCGGUGCAAAGAAGGUUUCCGUUUCUGCAACUCCCGGAAAGACGAAGCACUUCCAGACGAUUCACUUAAGUGAUCAGGUCAUCCUGUGUGAUUGCCCUGGUCUAGUGUUUCCCAACUUCGCCACAACAAAGGCUGAGCUCGUCUGCUCUGGUAUACUUCCAAUCGACCAGCUGCGCGAAUUUACUGGUCCCGGUGCCCUUGUCGCGCAGCGAAUACCCCAGUCUUUCUUAGAAGCGAUAUAUGGCAUGAAGAUCGAGAUUCGACCACUUGAGGAAGGCGGUACGGGUACUCCGACCGCAGAAGAACUUCUCCGUUCGUAUGCUUCUGCUAGAGGUUUCUCAACUCAAGGCCUGGGGCAGCCCGAUGAGUCACGAGCAGCUCGCUACGUCCUGAAAGACUACGUUAAGGGGAAACUGCUCUUCUGUCAUCCCCCUCCCUCAGACCCACCCAUCGACCCAAAACAUUUCAAUCGCGAGCUAUAUGAUCUGGAUCAUCUCCCUGCGAAACGCCGCGCACAUCUCACCUCGUUAGCCGGUCCGUCUUCACUGGCUGGAACCGAAGAUGCUUCGCUCAUAGAAGUCGAGUUGGGCAUGAUAUCCACAGCACCUGUGCAAGGCGCGAAGACAUCAAGGUUAGACAGGAAAUUCUUCGCGCCAGGUCAGGGGAACGCACAUGUAGCUAUGCCGUUUCAUCAUCAGUACAGCGAGCAGGGCAAAGAAUUGUCGGGGAGGAAGCUGAAGACUGUGAUAGCGCUUGAGAGGGAUGUCGAUCCGAGCGAGUUGCGACUGAAUAGUAAAAAGCACUUCAAGGCCAAUAAGAGGAAGAACAAAGCUAAGAAGGUUGAGUAUGACUGAGUUAGCAUGGAGAUGGUUGCGUGUUCCUAGACCUAAUGAAUGGUCAGGGAGGCCGAGCAGCCUCUUCGCUAUAUACAAGAGGUUGUGGCGUUAAUUCAUGCCAGGUUCUUCUUCCUGCACGUCAGAUUUUGCUCCCAGAGUCCAACCAUUAACACCACUAUAUCCUCUCGCCAUCCCCUCCCUCUAUCCCUCCUCCUCCCUCGUAAUCCACUUCC